Pelobates fuscus (common spadefoot toad) is the source of this 800-nucleotide messenger RNA. RefSeq names its product olfactory receptor class A-like protein 1. Gene Ontology annotation, molecular function: pheromone receptor activity. NCBI's taxonomy places the organism in Eukaryota, Metazoa, Chordata, Amphibia, Anura, Pelobatidae. The record is from RefSeq and is a predicted model, not a curated record. The coding region runs from base 18 to 800 and encodes 260 amino acids. The transcript is spliced from 2 exons. Gene Ontology annotation, cellular component: membrane. Gene Ontology annotation, biological process: G protein-coupled receptor signaling pathway.
ACUUAGCAUUCGUCAAUAUGAUGGUCUUGUGGACAAGAGGUGUUCCUCAGACAAUGACAGUUUUUGGAAUGGAGCAUCUGCUGAAUGAUACAGGAUGUAAAGCUGUGAUCUAUUCCUACAGGAUAGUUCGUGCUUUGUCUGUCUCUGUAACUUGUCUACUCAGUGUACUACAAGCUGCCACCAUCUCUCCAGUUCCAAAGAGAUUCCUUGUCAAAAUCAAAGACCUCAAAUACUUGAGUAUCACCCUCAUUGUUAUCUGGGCAAUUAACAUGGCAGUGUGCAUAGCUGCCCCAUUUUUCUCUGCAGUGCCAAGGACCAAUAAACUCCCUAAAUAUACAUUGGACCUGGGGUUUUGCCACGUUUAUUUUCCUGACCAAGUGGGUUACAUUAUUAAUGGCUUUGCUGUGUCAGUCAGGGAUUUUGUGUUUGUAGCCAUCAUGGUUUUUGCUAGUGGGUUCAUUAUACGCACCCUCUACAAACACAAAAAACAGGUCCAGAACUUAAGGAGGAUGAACAAUGGUCGCAAUGUUGAAGCUGAAUCAAAGGCAGCUAAAGAUGUUCUCCGUCUAGUAAUGCUCUAUGUCAUAUUUUUUGGGAUAGAUAACAUAAUUUGGAUUUACAUGUUAACUGUUUCACAAGUCUCAUCCGUUAUCAGUGAUAUGAGGGUUUUUUUCUCUUCUAUUUAUGCAUCUCUAAGUCCGAUCCUAAUAAUCAUUUCCAAUGGAAGGCUCAAAUGUGGAGGUUUCGCUGCCUCCCUUUCGGCCUGUCAUCGGCUCCAUGGUGUUUUACGAAACUGUUGA